AUAAUUUCAUCAAAGAUAUCAGAGUGCUGCUUAAAAUGUUACCUUCAUUUUCAGCUACAAAUGGAUCCUAUUCUUCCGAAGUAAAUCUUAUUCCAGAAAAUGCUGUUGAUGGAUCUGCUCGAGCUUAUGUAUCUGUCUCAAGUGAUCUGAUGGCUCAAGCUUUGAAUGGAUUGAAGAAUUUGGUUAAAUUACCUGUUGGCUGUGGAGAGCAAAAUAUGAUUCUUUUUGUACCAAAUAUCUUUGUUUUGGAUUAUUUGACAGCUACAGAUAAAAUCACAAAGGACUUAAAAGAAGAAUGUAUGAAUAACAUGAUAAAAGGUUAUCAAAGAGAACUACAGUACCGACGUAACGAUGGUUCUUACAGUGCAUUUGGGAAAUCAGAUAGAGAAGGAAGCCUCUGGUUAACCGCUUUCGUUCUUAAAUCAUUUGGUCAGGCAAGAAGAUUUAUGGACAUAGAUGAAAAUGAUCUGCUAAUAAGUUCGCAGUGGAUACUAAACCGGCAGCUUAGAAAUGGAUGUUUUGAACCUUCCGGAAGAAUCAUCAAUAAAGAAAUUAAGGGUGGCCUCAGUGGAGGAGAACAGUCAUUCGCUCCUCUGACAGCGUACGUCCUGAUAAGUCUGUUAGAAUCUUCAGCAGAGAGCCCGAGCCAGUUUGCAGCCGCAAGAAACGCUCUAAAAUGCUUAGAAGCGGAUGCAAAUCCCAGCAAUUAUUCAUUAGCUCUAUUUGCUUAUGCUACCGCUCUUUCUAAAGAGACGGAUAUCGCCAAGCAACAUUUAAAAGUUUUGGAUGAAAGGGCUAUUAUUAAAGGUGGUAAUAAAUAUUGGGAGACAAACCACAAGUCGAAAUCAGUCAGUGUGGAAAUUGCGGGAUAUUACGUCCUCGCUCUUCUGGAACUAUACGAGCGAGAUGGUAUUCUUGCAUCUCGACCUGUUGUGAAAUGGAUUGCUCGACAAAGGAAUUCUAAUGGAGGUUUCGUGUCUACUCAAGACACAAUAGUUGCCUUACAAGCUCUGGCCAAAUAUUCCGCCUUAACUUCCAAAGCAACUGUGGAUAUAGAUUUAGUCCUAAAAAGUGAUGAACUUAUUCAAAACUUCAAACUGGAUGAAAAUAAUAGGCUGGUAACUCAAACAGCAAACAUCCCGGUCUUACCAACUGUUGUUGCCUUCCAAGCUGUAGGAGGUGGAUGUGCCUUAGUGCAAAUUUCUUUGCGAUACAAUGUAAAGACUGUUCUGGGAAGUGAUGCCUUUGACCUCCAUGUUAAAGCUGUUCGUCAAGGAAGCAACAACUGUAACUCACUGCGCAUUGACAUUUGCAUGAGGUACAAGGAUACUGAUGGAUCAUCAAAUAUGGUCGUAGUUGCAGUAAAGAUGGCAUCAGGCUUUAUACCAAGUGAAAUGAGUCUUGAUAAGCUGCUGUCAAAUCAAACGAUACGACUGAAGCGUUAUGACGUGGAAGGCAAUCUCGUGAAUUUGUACUUUAAUGAACUUACGAAUGAACUUAAAUGCUUCAGUUUCUGUAUAAAGAAUGAAAUUGAUGUUCAAGAUGUAAAACCAGCAAUUGUGAAAUUGUACGAUUAUUAUCAACCUGGUGAGUUUAACGAACCUGAAUAUAUAAUUGCUUAA
Molecule: messenger RNA, 1622 nt
Organism: Stegodyphus dumicola
Lineage: Eukaryota; Metazoa; Arthropoda; Arachnida; Araneae; Eresidae
Product: murinoglobulin-2-like
Cellular component (GO): extracellular region
Molecular function (GO): endopeptidase inhibitor activity
Source: RefSeq, a predicted model, not a curated record